Molecule: messenger RNA, 1524 nt
Organism: Ilex paraguariensis (yerba mate)
Lineage: Eukaryota; Viridiplantae; Streptophyta; Magnoliopsida; Aquifoliales; Aquifoliaceae
Source: the annotation of a GenBank genome assembly
AUGGCCACUGCUGCAGUAAUUGGACUGAAUGCGGGGAAGAGGCUCUUGAGUUCCUCCUUCUAUUAUUCCGAUCUUACAGAAAAGCUGUCCUCCAGCUGCGACCAUUCACUGUCACACCAUCAGGUUGCUUCAACGAAGAAUGUGAUCACUGCAAAGAAGUCAUCACAUUAUACCCCUAGUUUUCUCUCCAAUCGACAUAAACAAUCCAUCAAGGCUCUAAAAGAACAUGUAGAUACUGCUUCUGAUCCUCCAAAUGUAGAGGCACAUCUUCAGAGAUUCAACCAUGUGGAGGAAGAAAGUCCUGAUCCAGAACUUUCUUUGGAGGCUCUCCUCUUGUUACAGAAGUCAAUGCUUGAAAAGCAGUGGAAUCUGUCGACUGAGCAGGCAAUAGUAACUUCGACAUUAAGAGAAAAAACUCACAAGAAGAUGCAGGUCACUUGUUCUGGGAUCUCUGCUAGGAGGCGGAGAAUAGAUUCUCGGAGAAAAAUUCUGAGCCAAAAAACUUCUACUAUGCAACUCAGUACAAGUAGACAGCUCAGGUCCAUUAUCAGCCCAGAGCUCCUUCAGAAUCAUUUGAAAGGUUAUGUGAAGGGUGUAAUAAGUGAAGAAUUGCUCACCCAUGCUGAAGUAGUGCAACUAUCCAAAAAAAUUAAAACUGGUCUUGUCUUAGACGAGCAGAAAUCAAGAUUGAAAGGAAGAUUAGGAUGUGAACCUUCAGAGGAGCAACUAGCAAGAUCCUUGAGAAUGUCUCGUGCUGAUUUACAAACAACUCUGAUUGAGUGCUCUUUGGCAAGAGAAAAGCUGGCUAUGAGCAAUGUUCGUCUAGUCAUGUCUAUUGCACAAAGAUAUGAUAACAUGGGUGCUGAAAUGGCUGACCUUGUUCAAGGCGGCCUGAUUGGACUACUCCGGGGGAUUGAAAAAUUUGAUUCUUCAAAGGGGUUCAAAAUUUCCACUUAUGUUUAUUGGUGGAUACGUCAGGGUGUUUCGAGAGCAUUAGUUGAUAAUUCGAGAACCUUAAGAUUGCCAAACCAUUUGCAUGAAAGGCUGAGUUUAAUUCGGAAUGCAAAGUCCAAACUGGAAGAGAAAGGAAUAAUGCCCUCGAUUGAUAGAAUAGCAGAAUGUCUAAACAUGUCACAAAAGAAAGUUAGGAAUGCCACCGAGGCAAUCAGCAAGGUCUUCUCCCUUGAUAGGGAAGCAUUCCCUUCAUUAAAUGGUCUUCCAGGAGAAACACUUCAUAGUUAUAUUGCAGAUAAUCGUCUCGAAAACAACCCAUGGCAUGGAGUUGAUGAAUGGGCACUCAAGGAUGAAGUGAACAAGCUCAUUAGUACGACACUAAGGGAACGGGAGAGAGAUAUUAUUCGUCUCUACUAUGGUCUGGACAAUGAAUGUCUUACUUGGGAGGAUAUCAGUAGACGGAUAGGUUUGUCCAGAGAAAGAGUUAGGCAGGUUGGCCUUGUUGCAUUGGAGAAACUAAAACAUGCUGCUAGAAAAAGAAGACUAGAGGCUAUGCUGGUGAAACAUUAA